AUGGGGAGAGGACUCGAACGCAACAGAAUUGUAAUUAUUUACCGGAGAAGUCGUGUUUAGACUGUUUGGAAUUCACUCCUGCUUGCGGAUCACAGCACCAGACACAGUGAUUGUGGGAGUGCGGGGCCGUGAGACGAGCAUGUUCAGAGCUUUGUGUGUGUUUUCAGGCUGUCCUGCGUCAUCGCAGCUCUCCUCUGUUUAUGCAGGGGCUCUGAGGAUAUGAAGAAGGAUGCUAGGACAUCCGAGCCUCCCCUCUGUCACUUGAUAUCUACAGCGAACGGAUCAGACCAUUUGGACGCUUCCACGCGGCGUCCUGCCGGGGGAGCCGAGCCAAGUCCAUUUACUCUCUCAUUCAUGUCUCUUGCGAUAGAGUCAUCUUUAUUCUGUAAGGGCCUCGCCAAGGAGCGAUGAAGCAAUCAAGGCUGAUGCAAUAUUAAAGUGGUUAGACACACCAAACUGGCUAAUGAGUAAAUCUGCGUGGCCUCAAUGUCACUCUAUCCGUUCCCACAGCGAUGUGAUGAUGAUGUUCAAGGUGGAAACUUGAGAGAAGUGGAGCCUUUUUAUCCCAGCUGCCUGCUGAGUCACUUCUCUCUCUUCACUUCGAUAAAAAAAAUACCUUAAAAUGCUUCGAAUUCUCGUCAUCCUCACCUUCUUCCAUUUUGGGGAGACAAAAGACUGCUCGGUGGUAAACAUUUACUGCCCUGAUAUCAAGACGGAUAAUGGAUUCAAGUUUCCAUACAACUGCUCAAACCCGGCCCAGAACGGGUCUACGGAACGUGAGGUGGAAAUCAGUGACAACAAGACAAUGAUCGCUCGCGGGCCGUCACUUGUCCAUUCACCUCAUGUCACGAACAUGGACAACAAUUCAAUCACCACAGCAGAGUGCAGAGACCUGCACGUGAAGUGCAUAAUUCAUGGACGAAAGGUGAAGGAGAGCUGUUGGGUUUAUGUAACUACUGGGAAUAUGACCCCGAUGAGUCCUGAUCCGAUUCAAUCACCAGACCCAGCGGACCCUCCACCCACUGAAUCACCUGAGAAAGUGCCGUCCUGGGUCUACGGGCUCAUCGGGAUCAUUGUGAUCAUUGUGAUCAUUGGGAUUCUUUGUCAUUGGAAAAAGAAAGUGAAGACGCUGUGUACAGACCUGCUGGUGCGGAUCGGACUCAGAACUUCCCAGGCUGGGAGGGAGACAGCAGGAGAAACUGGUGAACCACUCUCUGCCACACAUCAACAAGCCUGUGAUGACAAUAAUCACAAUGCGAAACUUGAAAGUGUGUGUACUCUCAGUAUUGAUCCUGAGCCUGAUGGCGAGACUCCUCCAUCCUCCGGUCUGGACCGCACCCUGAGCAACGGGAGGAUCCAGGAGCCUAAAAACUUCUUCCGCAGCAUGAGGGAUGAUCCAGGAGGAGUGAAUGAUAACAAAGGAAAAGGCCGUCUCAGGAACGGGGAAAUGUGCAAUGGAUGGGCUCGCGGUGAUCGUGGUCCUGCAGACGAGAAUGGAGGACAGCCUCUGCUGCAGAAUCAGAGAGCUGCCAACCCAGACAUGACAGGCGAGGCCGGUUUGGUGAACGAACGCGGCUUUGGCACACAGCAGGUCAGAUGGUGCUCGACUGCACCGGACGCUGACGUGGAGUCAACGCUCAACAUGAAGAACACAAUGACAGAUUAUUAUUAUUAAUAAUAAUAAUAAUAAUAAUAAUAAUAAUAAUAAUAAUAAUAAUAAUAGGUAUAUUAUAACAUAAAGUCAGAGUUUGUGGUACGUUUCCUGGCAACUGCUUUGGGACCAAGUCGAGCACAUUUGUUUAAAGCUGCUGUAAUAAUAAUAAUAUUUAUUUUAGUGAAGUGAUAAAACUCAUGCAGUAGAAGAGAAAAGACAAACUGAGAAACAGACAGGAAGUUAACUGGAGCCACGACAUUUUACAGCAGCUUUAAAUAAUUAUUUCUUUUUAAACAAGGCCAAAAAAUAUAUAUUUUUACAAGCCUGAUGUGCUGAAUUUUAUAUAAUUACAGCAUCUCUGAACCAUUCUUAUAAACUAAGUUUUUCCUCAGGGUAAAAUGAGACAGUCCUGGUGGAAACUGGUCUCGUCUGCGUCUCCGUCUGAGCGUAUUCACCGACGUAUAAAAAGUCAAUCAGACGGAUCGGAUGACAUCAUAAUUUGGGGUUAUUGUGUUUAGAUGAAUACGGUUAAUUACAUUUUACCAAAGUAUCGUAUUACCCGACAGUAAUCACAGUAUACACUGAUCAAUACAGUGAAAACACACUGGUCUAAUUUUAAAUUUGGUUACUGUGAGUGUUCAGUGCAUCACUUGACUGAAGCAGGGGUGCACCACGCCAGUGAAGGUACCACAGACCCAGCUGAGACAGCUGGACCCAUCAGAACCCAGAACCACUCCAGGACAUUUAAAGAUCUUAAGACAUUUAAAGAUUUUGGGAAAUUUAAAGAUCUUAAGAGAUUUAAAGAUUUCAGGACACACUGUUUGUUAUGAGUGAGUCACGUUGGGUUCUCAUGGGUUAAUAUAGUUGUAUUAAUAUUAAUACAUCACUAUCGAUAUAUAAAUAUUAAUAUAACAUGUACAAUGUAUUGUAUAAAUACAUACAGUACUGUAUUCAUAAGACAAUUAUAUAUUCCACAUAUAUUAUAUCUAGAACAUGCAGAGACUGGAUACAUUCAGUAAAUUUGAUCUUUUCUCCUUUUUCUCCAUGUAGUUUUUAAUAUAUGUUAUUAAUUAUAUCCUUGUUUCCUUGAAUCACAUCUCUAUAUAUUGUUGUUCUAAUCAGUGUGCUUGCUUUUGAAUUUAGUUUUCUUUUUGUUUGUAGUUCUGUAUUUUUAUUUUGUUGCUCAUAUGCUCAGUUGAUUUUGUUUUUUAAUGCAUUUUAAGAGAUGAUACUGUAUUUUGAACACAACACAGUUUCUUCAAAUAUGAAAAACUGUGUUUGGAUUGAAUAUGUUCUUUAGUCCAAAACACUGUUUUUACCAUCUGAGGAAACCUCGGCAGUGUCUUCUGUACAGUUUACCACACGGGGGCAGUAAACAGUCAUGAGUCCUGCACCGCUGAGGUCUGCAGGAACAUAAUUACUCCUCUUAUUACUUUUGUUGAGAGAUGCAAACGCCAUUAUUUCACUUUAAUUCCAGAUUGCAAUGGCUUCAGUAUCCCUAAUCGUACUCAACACCUACACAAUAUGUUUCUCAUUGUAACAUACAGUCUUUUAUAUAAUCAACCUCUGUGGAUUGACUUGAUGAUGAUGUUUCAAUAAAUCAGUCUUCUUGAAGUACA
Molecule: messenger RNA, 3273 nt
Organism: Acanthopagrus latus (yellowfin seabream)
Lineage: Eukaryota; Metazoa; Chordata; Actinopteri; Spariformes; Sparidae
Exons: 14
Coding region: 623-1675 (350 amino acids)
Source: RefSeq, a predicted model, not a curated record